GGCCAGUCAAAAUUUUCGGCGCGAAGUUAACGGUCCUGGCCAGCAAGAAUGAGGAAAACGUUGACCCUCGUGCUUCUCUGUAUCGGACUGGCAACGUCCGAUUUAUCGCCAUAUAAACCAAGGGGAUGGCGUCCUAAUGGUCAACGCUUUAAUCCCACCGACAAUCGAUUGCAUGCGUAUUACGGGCCCCCCGGAUUACCAGCCUAUGAACCGCCGGACUCUACAAGCCAGCCACCAGUUUUCACCACAACCACGGCCCCGACAACAACGACGACGACAAGAAGAACCACAACGACGCCGAGAACCAAGGAGCCAACGACGCCCCCGAGCGUUCCCGAAGAAGACUUCGACGCGAAUCCGGCCCUAGCCAUCGCGAAUUCCUUUGCCUUUAAUCGACCCGUUUACAUUUACAACACCUUCCCGUUCCUGCCAGGCCAUAUUUUCGUUAAAUAA
Molecule: messenger RNA, 453 nt
Organism: Dufourea novaeangliae
Lineage: Eukaryota; Metazoa; Arthropoda; Insecta; Hymenoptera; Halictidae
Exons: 2
Coding region: 49-453 (134 amino acids)
Source: RefSeq, a predicted model, not a curated record